Molecule: messenger RNA, 837 nt
Organism: Penicillium malachiteum
Lineage: Eukaryota; Fungi; Ascomycota; Eurotiomycetes; Eurotiales; Aspergillaceae
Product: RTA1 domain-containing protein
Exons: 2
Coding region: 1-837 (278 amino acids)
Cellular component (GO): membrane
Source: RefSeq, a predicted model, not a curated record
AUGGCCGAGUUAGAGCCUUUGCAGAGUGGCUACUAUGUCUGGAAAUAUGUCCCCUCUAUGGUCGCGGCCGUUAUUUUCUUGAUCCUUUUUCUUAUUGCAACACUGUUCCAUUUCUGGAAAAUCUUCCGAGUGAGGAUACGCUUUACACUACCGUUCGCAAUUGGCGGCAUAUUCGAAAUCAUCGGCUACGCGACCCGAAUUGAUUCCCACAAUAAUACCGGCAAGUUGAUGCCAUACUGUAUCCAGGCAGUGUUCAUUCUCCUUGGUCCGGCGCUUUUCGCCGCAUCGGUGUACAUGGUACUUGCCCGCAUCAUCCGGAGUGUCCAUGCAGAACAACACUCCGUCCUGCCAUUGAACUGGGUGACCAAAACGUUCGUACUGAGUGAUGUUGUCACCUUUUUGGUUCAAGCAGGCGGAUCCGGAAUGAUGGUUAGCAGCAGUCUUACGCAUAUUGGCCAAGGAAUUGUCAUUGCCGGACUUGCUUUGCAAGUUGUGAGCUUCUGCCUUUUCAUUGUCACAGCAUAUGUGUUCCAGACACGUAUGCGGCGCAACCCGACUGCGGAGGUAUUUGACAAUGACGUUCCAUGGAAGCAGCAUCUUUACAGCCUCUAUGCUAUAAGUGCUCUAAUUGUUGUCCGGUCCAUAUUCCGCGUUGUGGAGUAUGCUAUGGGCAAUGAUGGCUAUCCCUUGACCAAUGAAUGGACAUUGUACCUCUUCGAUGGUGUUCCCAUGUUUGCCGCAAUGGUGAUAUUUGCUAUCUGGUACCCAAGCGACUUGAAGUCUUUCCUUGUCGAAAAGCCACUCCCAAUGAGUGAGACGAUUCAGAGCAAGGCAUGA